Messenger RNA from Oncorhynchus gorbuscha (pink salmon), 1511 nucleotides. RefSeq names its product polypeptide N-acetylgalactosaminyltransferase 9-like. The record is from RefSeq and is a predicted model, not a curated record. Gene Ontology annotation, cellular component: Golgi apparatus. Lineage: Eukaryota; Metazoa; Chordata; Actinopteri; Salmoniformes; Salmonidae. Bases 885 to 1511 code for a protein of 208 amino acids. The transcript has 3 exons.
GAGGGUGGGAUGCAAGACAGCAUGCGAGAGCUAGCAAAAGAGAAGGGUUGGCUCACUCACCAUGCAGUCAGGCAGUGCGAGCAUCGGAACCGUUUGACAGCAUUUGAUGACAAAACCCGUUCUGAACUUCUAUCUAUCGGCACCUCAACGUUCUAUUGCGAUCAAACGUGCAUUGAUGGGAGAAACUCGCUGCACAUUUGAGGGGGGCAUGUGCACAUUUCAAGACACAUGCAAAUCUAUUUCAGGAUCAGGACGAAUCCAGUGACCACAACGCCUUUGAAAGAGGAAAUGUCAAAGCAGUAGUAGAGUAUGCUGCUUCGCCAAUACGGUAUAACGCACUGCUCAGGGUGGACGAGCUGAUGUUGUCCUCGUGACUGAGAUUUUGACGACUUUCCACGUUGCAGUGCACGCAUAGAUGUUUUUCUACAGUAAAUACUCGCUCCUAUUUAAGACUAUGGUUCGUGUCUGACGUUAUUUAUUUCUAGUGGACACGACAGAAUGCGUUCUAUGUAUCUUCAACAGCAGCGCUUCUGUAAAGGUACAGGCGUGCGGCGUUGCAUAUGAUCUAAAGAGAAAGCAUGGUUUUAUCCAGCGUCCUUACCAACCUUGAACUUCCUCAAUACAGCAUCUGCAUACCACAGUCUGGGAGACUCGACGCUUGGAUGUCAACAGUAGCCCCCCCACAUCAGCGCUAGAGAAGCGUUCCUCCGGCAUCUCAGUGGUGCUGAAAGAACAGCUCCUUGUUUCAGGGCUCCCAAAGUUGACUUCCACUGAAAGCAUCUGCUUUUCACUGCAAUUACAGCCGACAGCCGAAGUAGCUAAAGUACUCCAAAUGCAUUAUUAUUUGGCUUAACGGCUUCUGCCCAACUGUUCUAUUAGGGUUCAUGGCUGUGGCACGCAAAAUAAAAACUUUGCUCACGGUUAACAUUUUUGUUUUUGUGGGGAUCAUAUUGUUCUCGGUAUAUUGUAGAAUACAGGACCGUUCUGAGGAACUCAUUCAGAUCGGCAGGAUAUCAGACCAGAGACUGAGGGCCAGGAAUGGCAAAGUUUCCAACUUGGUGGACAGGCAGUCCAUACUUCAGAGAUUGGAGCGGCUGGAGGACGUUGUGUACAACCAAUUAAAUGGUCUGGCUAAGCCCAUGGGGCUGGUGGAGGGGCCUGGAGGUCUGGGCCAGGGAGGAGCAGCUGCUACUCUGGGGGACAACAGCCAUGUUGACGGGGAGGGGAAGUACGAGGACUAUGGCUACAACGCCCAGCUCAGUGACCGCAUCUCCCUGGACCGCAGCAUCCCCGACUACAGACCCCAAAAGUGCAAGCAGUUGACCUACCCAGAGGACCUCCCUCAGAUCUCAGUGGUGUUCAUCUUUGUGAACGAGGCCUUGUCGGUCAUCUUGCGGUCCGUUCACAGCGUGGUCAACCACACCCCUGCACACCUUCUCAAGGAGAUCAUCCUGGUGGACGACAACAGCGACAGUGGUAAGACUUCUAGUCUCGAUGCUUCUUCAGUAUAA